GUUAAUAAGAAUGUUGCCCUUAUUCAAAGUUUUCUCCUUGAUUGUCAGGGUCUUUGCUAGGCCAGUGAUAGCAAGAACAAAGGCUGCGCAUUUAAAGCAGGCUCAAUCAGGACACACUACUUGGAUCAAGAAAUUUUAUGUUCGUCUUGGAAACUUUUAACAUAGAUGGGACGUAAUGAAAUUCUGAAAUCUAGUAAAAAAUAGACAGCAAAUUUAUGGGUAUUGAUAAAAAAAGUAGCGAUUUUUUCUUUAAGCCUUUGAAUGAUGAAGUGGCGUUAGAAAAAGUAAUCUAAUUAAUAAGUUUGUAAGGGAGUCGAAUUCUUUUACGAAAUCCUUAUCUAUGCAUUGUUGAUAACACUUCCCACCUAUGAAAUGUAUUCUGCAUAACAAGACUCUAAGAAAAAGAGUGAAUAAAAUACUUAGAAAUUAAAUGUAAUACAAUAUCUAAGCUAGAAUUUGAUGAGAUAAAUUGAAGAGAAUAAAUAACACUCCUAGAUUAACAUCUAAAAAUUGGAUGAAUAAGACUAAAUCAGAUAGGAUCUAUUGAAAUAACUCAACAUCCUUUCAGUGUAAUCCUUUGCACAGUUAGAUGAUUUAUCAAAGGUUUUGUUUCGAAUUUAUAGUAGAAUUGGAAUCUAAAAUCACAAUAAUUGAUUGAAGAAAAUCAAAGGCUAAAAUAUGAACUAGAAAAACUCAAAAAGAGUUCUUUCAAAGAUGAAAAUCAAUGA
Paramecium octaurelia is the source of this 728-nucleotide messenger RNA. NCBI's taxonomy places the organism in Eukaryota, Ciliophora, Oligohymenophorea, Peniculida, Parameciidae. The record is from the annotation of a GenBank genome assembly.